AUGUCGGCCCUUAUCCGUCUCUUUAGAUCCGGAAGAACAUCGAACCAUCAAUAUGAAACGAUCCCCGAUGGUGGUCACAAUGAAACUCAUUUUGAGUCGCCCGAAGUUAUCAGAGAUAUUGUCAUGGGACUCAGUGACGGUUUGACGGUACCGUUCGCUUUGGCCGCUGGUCUAUCUUCUCUUGGAAAUUCCCGUCUGGUCAUAAUGGGAGGCCUUGCAGAACUCAUUUCAGGUGCCAUUUCGAUGGGUUUGGGCGGUUACCUGGCAGCUCGCUCGGAAGCCGAUCACUACGUUAGCGAGAGAUCGAGGGAAAUCUGGGAGGUCGAAAACUGCUUUGAAGACGAAGUACAAGAAAUCAUUGAUAUUCUGUCACCUUAUGGAUUGGAUCCGAAUACCUUGGCACCUAUUAUUGAAAAGUUAUCAUCAAAUCCCGAAAGAUUUGUUGAUUUCAUGAUGAAGUUUGAACUAAACCUUGAGAAACCUGAUCCAUCCCGAGCAUGGAAAAGUGCCUUCACAAUUGGAACUUCAUAUUUCAUCGGGGGACUUGUGCCGUUGUUGCCAUACGUAUUUAUUGAAGAUUCGAUGAUGGGCUUGUACGUGAGUUGCGUUAUAACCCUGAUAUGCUUAAUAAUCUUUGGUUUUGUCAAGGCACUAUUCACAGCACCAAAUAAGGCAUUUUGGACUGCCAUACAAACUGCGCUUAUUGGUGCUAUCGCCGCCGCCGCUGCUUAUGGGGGAGUGAAGUUACUCGAAAAUUUUCAAUGA
This is a messenger RNA of Acaulospora morrowiae, 765 nucleotides long. NCBI's taxonomy places the organism in Eukaryota, Fungi, Glomeromycota, Glomeromycetes, Diversisporales, Acaulosporaceae. The record is from the annotation of a GenBank genome assembly.